UUCUCGGAGGGCCACAUUGAUGUCUGGUGGAUCGUCCAUGACGGGGGGAUGCUCAUGCUGCUGCCCUUCCUCCUGCGGCACCACAAGGUCUGGCGCAAGUGCAAGAUGCGUAUCUUCACGGUGGCGCAGAUGGACGACAACAGCAUCCAGAUGAAGAAGGAUCUGACCACGUUCCUUUACCACCUGCGCAUCACUGCGGAGGUGGAGGUGGUGGAGAUGCACGAGAGCGACAUCUCCGCCUACACCUACGAGAAGACUCUGGUGAUGGAGCAGCGCUCCCAGAUCCUUAAGCAAAUGCACCUCACCAAGAAUGAGCGGGAGCGAGAGGUCCAGCUCAUCCAUGACAAAAACACCACCACCUUCUCCAGCAGCUCCCAGUCCCCUGGCGACGAGGUGGAGACGGCCCCCGAGAAGGUGCAUCUCACCUGGACCAAGGAGAAGUCUGUCGCUGAGAAGAACAAGAGCAAGAGCCCCGUCAGCCCUGAGGGCAUCAAGGACUUCUUCAACAUGAAGCC
Molecule: messenger RNA, 515 nt
Organism: Tauraco erythrolophus (red-crested turaco)
Lineage: Eukaryota; Metazoa; Chordata; Aves; Musophagiformes; Musophagidae
Source: RefSeq, a predicted model, not a curated record